AUGCGUCGUGUCAAAAUCUUUUCCGGUUCAUCGCACCCGGAGUUGACAGAGUCAAUAUGUGAACGUCUCGGUACCACUCUUGGGAAGUGCGACUUGCGGAAAUUCUCCAAUGGGGAGACUAGUGUGGACAUUGGUUGCUCCAUUCGAGAUCAAGAUGUGUUCAUUGUGCAGAGUGGGAGUCAGAAGGCAAACGACAGCAUCAUGGAACUUUUAAUUUUGAUCUCAGCUUGCAAGGGAGGCUCCGCCAAUAAGAUUACAGCUGUUAUGCCGUAUUUCCCGUACUCAAAGCAAUCAAAGAAGAAGUCCCAUCGAGGUGCUAUCACCGCGAGAAUGCUCGCAAAUCUUUUGACAGUGGCUGGCGUUGACCAUGUCAUUACCGUCGACUUACAUGCUUCUCAGAUGCAGGGUUUCUUUACGAAGCCCGUUGAUAACCUAUACGCGGAACCACUUCUUGCUAGAUGGAUUAGACACAACGUUCCUAAUUGGCGCGAGUCUGUCGUCGUCUCAAAGAACCCGGGGGGAACGAAGAGAGUGACACAGCUCGCGGAUGUUUUGAAGCUUAAUUUUGCAUUGAUCACAACCGAUCGAAGAAGGAUCAAUAGGGAUGGGUGGGCUAGUUCUAGGUUCCAAAGUCAUAGGCAUUCCCCCGCUGAAAGUGUCGAUGGUGAUGGGAAGGAGACCACUGGCGCAGUUGAUGGGGCUGGAUACGAUGAAACUAUUGGCAAUAGCAUCGACUUCGGAACGACUCCUAGAGCGUCGGCUCCUAUUGCGGGCCUUGGAAUCUCAACUGUUGCUACUAAUUCACCCUCCAUUGGAAGUACCGGAUUGUCGAAUGGGCACCAAAGCCGUGCCGAAGAUGAAGAGGAUGAUGAUGAAUAUGCAGAUGAUCAUGCUCACUCAGUCAUCUAUGGUCGUCUAAUUUCGGGCCAUAUUGUCGAUGAUGAUUAUCCUUCACCAUCUCCAUCAAUGGCAGCAUCCACUAGCCAUGGCGACGAGCAAAUGAUGUCCUCGAUUCAUUCACUUCCAUCUCUACACCCCGCCGACAAUGCAUUGGGCGGAUCAAUUGACGCAGAUAAUUCUGACGAUGAAGAUGAAGCUGAUCGAUUACCCGGCUCCGAGAAAAUGAUUACCCUUGUUGGUGAUGUUCGAAAUAGAACCGUUCUGAUCGUUGAUGACAUGAUCGAUCGCCCUGGUUCGUGGAUCGCUGCUGCCGAACACGUAAAAUUGCGGGGUGGUGCAAAGAAGGUCAUCUGUAUCGCGACCCAUGGCGUCUUUGGCGGCGAUUGCUUGAGGGAAAUGGAGGACUGUAGCUGCAUCGACCAGAUUGUUGUCACCAACAGCUUCCCUAUCCCAGAAGAGGAGAGGAGAGGUCUUAGAAAAUUGACCAUUAUCGAUUUAAGCCAACUUCUCAGCGAGGCUAUCAGGAGGAAUCACCAUGGCGAGAGCAUUUCCGCUCUAUUCCAACAUUUUGCGGACUAG
Morchella importuna is the source of this 1479-nucleotide messenger RNA. RefSeq lists its product as uncharacterized. Gene Ontology annotation, biological process: ribonucleoside monophosphate biosynthetic process; purine nucleotide biosynthetic process; 5-phosphoribose 1-diphosphate biosynthetic process. NCBI's taxonomy places the organism in Eukaryota, Fungi, Ascomycota, Pezizomycetes, Pezizales, Morchellaceae. Gene Ontology annotation, cellular component: ribose phosphate diphosphokinase complex; cytoplasm. Bases 1 to 1479 code for a protein of 492 amino acids. Gene Ontology annotation, molecular function: magnesium ion binding; ribose phosphate diphosphokinase activity. The record is from RefSeq and is a predicted model, not a curated record. The transcript has 5 exons.